AUGCCCGGUGGCGAUAUGACACGUGUGCUCGGCAUGCUCUACUCUCUGUAUCCGCAUGUCCAGACUCUGGAGGAGUUCGGGGACGGGACUGUCUUCAGAGAGGGACAGAGAGCGGUGCUCAUCGAACCGACAGAUACAAACCGCUUCAUAUCGUUUGUCCGAGGAGUGUUUGUCUGUACGGAUAAAACCCUACAGACCGUUCCCAGCUGCAAUCAGGUAAACGUGUAGUUAGCUAGCUACAUAACUAAAGCAUAGCCUAGCUAGCUAACGUCACGGAGUAGCCGACUUUUUACUUAGCUAAAUAUUUGCGAUAAAAUGCAACGUUUUGAAUUGACAUUUGAGAUGAAGAAAGAUGCUUUGUAUUGUUUUGCACUGCUACGUUUGACCCCAGAAGCCAUGGAUUAAAAUGCACAAACAGUGCAGAGACAGCCAGCAAGACACACACACAUUUCACAUUUACAUUUUAGUCAUUUAGCAGACGCUCUUAUCCAGAGCGACUUACAGUUAGUGAAUGCAUACAUUUUUCAUACUGGCCCCCCGUGGGAAACGAACCCACAACCCUGGCGUUGCAAGCGCCAUGCUCUACCAACUGAGCUACAGGGGACUACAUUGUGCCUAUUAUGUUGAUGUAUUGACUACGUCAUUCUUAAAUCACCAGGAUGGACAUUCGGAAAGUAUUCAGACCCAUUGACUUUUUCCACAUUUUGUUACAUUAGUCUUAUUCUAAAAUGGAUAACAAAAAAAAAAAUCCUCACCAAUCUACACGCAAUACCCCAUAAUGACAAAGCAAAAACAGGUUUUUAGAAAUUUUAGCAAAUGUAUUAAAAAUAAACAGAAAUACCUUAGUUACAUAAGUAUUCAGACCCUUUGCUAGACUCGAACUUAAGCUCACCUGUGGUAAAUUCAAUUGAUUGGACAUGAUUUGGAAAGGCACACACCUGUCUAUAUAAGGUCCUACAGUUGACAGUGCAUGUCAGAGCAAAACCCAAGCCAUGAGGUCGAAGGAAUUGUCAGUAGAGCACCGAGACAGGAUUGUGUCGAGGCACAGAUCUGGGGAAGGGUACUAAAUAAUUUCUGCAGCAUUGAAGGUCGCCAAGAACAGCGUGGCCUCCAUCAUUUUUAAAUGAAAGAAGUUUGGAACCACCAAGACCAUCCCUACGGUGAAGCAUGGUGGUGGCAGCAUCAUGCUGUGGGGAUGUUUUUCAGCGGCAGGGACUGGGAGACUAGUCAGGAUCGAGGGAAAGAUAACUGAGCAAAGUACAGAGAGAUCCUUGAUGAAAACCUGCUCAGGACCUCAGACUGGGGCAACGGUUCACCUUCCAACAGGACAACGACUCUAAGCACACAGCCAAGGCAACGCAGGAGUGGCUUCUGGACAAGUCUCUGAAUGUCCUUGAGUGGCCCAGCCAGAGCCCGGACUUGAACCCGAUCGAACAUCUCUGGAGAGAACUGAAAAUAGCUGUGCAUCCAACCUGACAGAGCUUGAGACGAUCUGCAGAGAAGAAUGGGAGAAACUCCCCAAAUACAGCUAUGCCAAGCUUGUAGCGUCAUACCCAAGAAAACUCUAGGCUUUAAUCGCUGCCAAAGGUGCUUCAACAAAGUACUGAGUAAAGGGUCUGAAUAAUUAUGUAAAUUUGAUAUUUCAGUUUAAAAUGUUUAAUACAUUUGCAAAAAAUUCUAAAAAACCUGUUUUUGCUUUGUCGUUAUGGGGUAUUGUGUGUAGAUUGAUGGGGGGGGGGUAAUGUUGAUGUAUUGACUACGUGUCAUCCUUAGAUCAGCACCGUGCCUGUAAUGUUGACGUAUUGACUACAUGUCAUCCUUAGAUCAGCACCGUGCCUGUAAUGUUGACGUAUUGACUACGUGUCAUCCUUAGAUCAGCACCGUGCCUGUAAUGUUGAUGUAUUGACUACAUGUCAUCCUUAGAUCAGCACCGUGCCUGUAAUGUUGAUGUAUUGACUACAUGUCAUCCUUAGAUCAGCACCGUGCCUGUAAUGUUGAUGUAUUGACUACAUGUCAUCCUUAGAUCAGCACUGUGCCUGUAAUGUUGAUGUAUUGACUACGUGUCAUCCAUAGAUCAGCACCGUGCCUGUAAUGUUGAUGUAUUGACUACGUGUCAUCCAUAGAUCAGCACCGUGCCUGUAAUGUUGAUGUAUUGACUACGUGUCAUCCAUAGAUCAGCACCGUGCCUGUAAUGUUGAUGUAUUGACUACGUGUCAUCCUUAGAUCAGCACUGUGCCUGUAAUGUUGAUGUAUUGACUACGUGUCAUCCAUAGAUCAGCACCGUGCCUGUAAUGUUGAUGUAUUGACUACGUGUCAUCCUUAGAUCAGCACCGUGCCUGUAAUGUUGAUGUAUUGACUACGUGUCAUCCUUAGAUCAGCACCGUGCCUGUAAUGUUGAUGUAUUGACUACGUGUCAUCCUUAGAUCAGCACCGUGCCUGUAAUGUUGACGUAUUGACUACAUGUCAUCCUUAGAUCAGCACCGUGCCUGUAAUGUUGAUGUAUUGACUACGUGUCAUCCUUAGAUCAGCACCGUGCCUGUAAUGUUGACGUAUUGACUACGUGUCAUCCUUAGAUCAGCACCGUGCCUGUAAUGUUGAUGUAUUGACUACGUGUCAUCCUUAGAUCAGCACCGUGCCUGUAAUGUUGAUGUAUUGACUACGUGUCAUCCUUAGAUCAGCACCGUGCCUGUAAUGUUGAUGUAUUGACUACGUGUCAUCCUUAGAUCAGCACCGUGCCUGUAAUGUUGAUGUAUUGACUACAUGUCAUCCUUAGAUCAGCACCGUGCCUGUAAUGUUGACGUAUUGACUACGUGUCAUCCAUAGAUCAGCACCGUGCCUGUAAUGUUGAUGUAUUGACUACGUGUCAUCCUUAGAUCAGCACCGUGCCUGAGCUGUUGGCGUUCGUGUUGAACAACAUCAAGAGGAAGAAGAAAAGGAAUGUCUUGGCUCACGGUUACGGUUACCCCUCCGCGUUCCAGGACCGCGACGCCGACCAGUUUAAGUUCCACGGCGAGGUCACUCAGAGUGCCGCGUACGUCCACGGUAGCGACCUAUGGAAGAGGAUCUGCCAGCGCCUCGGCACGGACGUCACCAAGUACCUCCUGGAGAGCUGUUCUGUGUUCGUCACGGUGCCACCGUCGUCCGCGUUCCAGGUGUGCGGCGUGCCUGUGUACGACCGCGUUUCCACGUCAACGGGCAUAUCAAGGUUCCACCUGGGAUACAAUCGGAAUGCUACUACUGGGAACGCCAGGAGUAGCAAGGAGGGGGGAAAUAGGGGAUGGGAAUUUCAGGGUUCUGAUAUGAGAAAAAGGAGGAGAAGGGAUGGAGGUGGAGCCACUGGGAAAAGGAAGAAGGGAGAAGAGGUGAGUUUGGGUGGGAAGAGGAAGAGAGAUGAGGAGGAGGAGGAAGGAGAAGGAGGAAGGAGAGGGGUGUUUGCCUGGAAAAAGGAAAUGCACUCAAAGGGAAGCUUCGACAGUCUCCAGUGGGACUAGCGAUGGUAAGCUCAGAACACUGGAAACAAAUGGGGUCAAGCGACCAGUGGAGGUUAUUUCUCUCACGAAGGGACCCACACAGAGCCUACAGGUGUCAGUAGAAAUGGAACAACUCAGGAAGCCAUUGGAGCAAAUGGCUGGAGGUGAAAGACCAGUGGAGGCUGUGAUGCUCAUCAUAGAACCCACAGAGAGCUCUAUGCAGGUCCCCGCUGGUCAUGGUGAGCAGAUAUCAAUGAAAACAGGAUGUAGAAGGCCAGCGGAAACACCGGCUGUAGUCCAAAGACCAGUAGAAGAAAAGUCUGGAGCCAAAAUACCCGUCGAGGCACCCGUAUCAGCCACCGUCCAUAUAGAGGGGGGUCCUAGUUGGAGAUCAGGGUUGUUCCCACCACUCCCCCCCUCCCAGUGCUUCAUCCGCACCCUGGGCAUGCUCUACGGGGGGCGGGGCAUGCGCAGCUUCCUGCUAAACAGGAAGAGGAAAGGUGGGGAUGAGGGGCCCAGGCGUCUGCAGGGGCGGGACUUAGUGAGACUGGUGUUCUUUGAAGGCGUGGCCUAUCUGAACGGAACAGAGAGGAAGACUAAGAGACUUCCCAGAAGGUUUUUCAACAUGGUGCCCUGGUUUAGUCAGCUGUUACGUCGACACAGGAGUUGUCCCUAUUCUAAGAUACUGCAGAGGGUUUGUCCACGGGUGGGAGAUGGAGAGGGGGAUAGCGCCGCGCUCCUGUCCCAGCACACUGCACUUCACCGGGUGUACCUCUUUGUCAGAGAGUGCCUCUCCGUGGUGGUCCCCCUGGAGCUCUGGGGGUCGGACCACAACCGAUUAAACUUCCUGUCCCGAGUCAGGAACUUCCUGUCCAUGGGCAAGUUUGAGAGGAUCUCAUUGGCUGAGCUGAUGUGGAAGAUGAAGGUGAACGACUGUGAUUGGCUGAAGAUCAGCAAGACCGGUGAGUUCCACUUUCCCAGACUCUUAACUUUACCCCAUCUCCUACUCACCUUCCAGUACUCACUCACCUCUCUUACCCACUCCCUCUUCUUCACCCAACUUUACCCAAUCUCUCUCCUUCUCCAUCCAGCUUCCAUUACAUCUGUUACGUUAUUAUUUCCACUCAUUCUAACCCCUUGUCCCCAGGCCGCUGCCCGCCCAGUGAGCUGUCGUAUCGGACGCGGCUGCUUGGCCAGCUCCUGGCUUGGCUGCUGGAUGGCUACGUGCUAGGCCUGGUGAGAGCCAUGUUCUACGUCACAGAAAGCAUGGGACAGAAGAACGCACUGCGCUUCUACAGAUACCAGGUCUGGGCCAAGCUGCAGGAGUUGGCUUUCAGGUAUUAUACACAGUUACACACGUACGAGCAUGAUCAUACUGUCAUACACACAGCACUCAGUGCUAGAGUCACUCAGACUUACACAAACCCCCCCCCCACUCACGCUCGCGCUCUCUCUCUCUCUCUCUCUCGCUCUCGCUCUCUCUCUCUGUGUGUCUGUCUCUCUCUCUCUCUCUCUCUCCUCUCUCUCUCUCUCUCUCUCUCUCUCUCUGUGUGUCUGUCUCUCUCUCUCUCUCUCUCUGUGUGUGUGUCUCUCUCAAUUUCAAUUUAAGGGCUUUAUUGGCAUGGGAAACAUAUGUUAACAUUGCCAAAGCAAGUGAAGUAGAUAAUAAACAAAUGUACAAAUGGGAAAAUAAAUAAACAUAAAUAUGGGUUGUAUUUACAAUGGUGUUGGUUCUUCACUGGUUGCCCUUUUCUUGUGGCAACAGGUCACAAGUAUGGCUGCUGUGUUGGCACACUGUGGUAUUUCGCCCAAUAGAUAUGGGAGUUUAUCAAAAUUAGGUUUGUUUUCGAAUUCUUUGUGGAUUUCUGUAAUCUGAGGGAAAUCUGUGUCUCUAAUAUGGUCAUACAUUUAGAGGAUAGGAAGUGCAGCUCAGUUUCCACCUCAUUUUGUGGGCAGUGUGCACAUAGCCUGUCUUCUCUUGAGAGCCAGGUCUGCCUACGGCGGCCUUUCUCAAUAGCAAGGCUAUGCUCACUGAGUCUGUACAUAGUCAAAGCUUUCCUUAAGUUUGGUUCAGUCACAGUGGUCAAGUAUUCUGCCACUGUGUACUCUCUGUUUAGGGCCAAAUAGCAUUCUAGUUUGCUCUGUUUUUUUGUUAGUUAUUUCCAAUGUGUCAAGUAAUUCUCUUUUUGUUUUCUCAUGAUUUGGUUGGGUUUAAUUGUGUUGCUGUCCUGGGGCUCUGUGGGGUCUGUUUGUGUUUGUGAACAGAGCCCCAGGACCAGCUUACUUAGGGGACUCUUCUCCAGGUUCAUCUCUCUGUAGGUGAUGACUUUGUUAUGAAAGGUUUGGGAAUCUCUUCCUUUUAGGUGGUUGUAGAAUUUAACGGCUCUUUUCCGGAUUUUGAUAAUUAGCGGGUAUCGGCCUAAUUCUGCUCUGCAUGCAUUAUUUGGUGUUUUACGUUGUACACUGAGGAUAUUUUUGCAGAAUUCUGUGGUGUUUGUCCCAUUUUGUGAAUUCUUGGUUGGUGAGCGGACCCCAGACCUCAGAACCAUAAAGGGCAAUGGGUUCUAUAACUGAUUCAAGUAUUUUUAGCCAGAUCCUAAUUGGUAUGUCAAAUUUUAUAUUCCUUUUGAUGGCAUAGAAGGCCCUUCUUGCCUUGUCUCUCAGAUCGUUCACAGCUUUGUGGAAGUUACCUGUGGCGCUGAUGUUUAGGCCGAGGUAUGUAUAGUUUUUUGUGUGCUCUAGGGCAACGGUGUCUAGAUGGAAUUUGUAUUUGUGGUCUUGGCAACUGGACCUUUUUUGGAACACCAUUAUUUUUGUCUUACUGAGAUUUACUGUCAGGGCCCAGGUCUGACAGAAUCUGUGCAGAAGAUCUAGGUGCUGCUGUAGGCCCUCCUUGGUUGGGGACAGAAGCACCAGAUCAUCAGCAAACAGAAGACAUUUGACUUCAGAUUCUAGUAGGGUGAGGCCGGGUGCUGCAGACUGUUCUAGUGCCCUCGCCAAUUCGUUGGUAAAUAUGUUGAAGAGGGUGGGGCUCAAGCUGCAUCCAUGUCUCACCCCACGGCCCUGUGGAAAUAAACAGCACACUUGUUGUUUGUUUACAUGGAUUUUAUAAUGUCGUAUGUUUUUCCCCAACACCAUUUUCUCUCUCUGUCUCGGUCUCCUCUGUCUCUCUCUCUGUCUCCUCUAACUCUGUGGUCAACGUCUACUAACUAUUAUGACCUUGUUCCCAGGGGUCACCUCUCUAAAGGACAGAUGUCAGAGUUGACCCUGGCCCAGGUGAUGUCGCUCCCCAAAACCACCGUCACCUCUCGCCUCCGCUUCAUCCCGAAGACCGACGGCAUGAGACCCAUCACACGGGUCAUAGGGGCUGACGCCAAAACAAGGGUACGACUUUGGCCCUUUUUUAAAAUAAGUGUUUCCAUAAGUGUGUGUGUGUGUUUCUCUCUGGUGUGUAUCUGUCUUGCUGUCAGUGUGUGUGAUCUCUUCCUCCAGCUGUUCCAGGCCCGUGUGAGGGACCUGUUGGACGUGCUGCGUGUGUGUGUUCGCUCCUCUCCCUCUCUACUGGGCUCCACGGUGUGGGGGACGACCGACAUCCACAGAGUCCUCUCCUCCAUCACCCCUGCUCAGAAAGACAAACCACGGCCGCUCUACUUUGUCAAGGUAGGUGUGUCGUUUCAUUCCAGAGAGUUUUUAUACCCUUCCCUCAACGUUCUCUCCCUCCUCCUAUUCCCCUUCAUUCAUCCCUUCUCUGUCUCACCCAGGGGUGAAUGUAAGGCGGUCCGGUCCGCCGUUCCAGCAACAUAAAUAGUGGGGUAAAACAUAAAAAAAUGCCUCUCACAGUAAUGAAAACAAAAUGUCGAGGAAACUGUAGGCUAUUACACCAUUAUUUAACAUUAGCGUAUGUCAGAGGGAUGAAACCUCGGCGGAUGGGCUUGAAAACGGGUGGUAGGCCGUUGCUCCAAAAUGUCAUGUGGUUCAACGAGAACACUUAACAUUUUGCCAAGGCAGAGAUGAGUUGGCCGAAACCGAGACAUGCGCGGACAGCAGUGGAGGCAAUAAUUCUGACCUAUAUUGGCAAUCGCCAAAUGUCAUUGCACUUUUUGGUGUUUUGUGUAACAGAUGUCUCUUUCCAUUCACCAUUUUUUUUGGAGGCUGGAAAUAUGUUGGGUGAAUGUGCGCGGGUUGCUGUGCAAAGGAGAUCUUUUUGAAGUGAUUUGUUUGGUAAAUCAGAUAAAAACAUCAAUACUGGUUGUGUUUAUGCCACAGUAAAAGGUAAUAUAUUUUAAAAGUUAAAUGACAUCUUUAUGACUAGUCCCACAGAGAUGCUAUUGAAUUAAUAGGGAUUGUAAAUGUAAUUGUAUGAUCAGGACCCAUCAGGCAGGAUUAGGCAGCCGUCUAGAGCAACAGUUCCAUUUUUUUUUUUUUUUUUUGUAUUCCCUCUCUCUCUCCCCCCUCUCCUCCAACCCCCGCCUCUUUCACCACCCGCUCUCCUCUCACCCCGCUCUCUCUCACACCCCUCUCUUCUCUCACCCCUUCAUCUCUCUCUACCCCUCCUCUCCUCGUCCCCACGCUCUCCUCUCGACCCCCGCUCUCUCUCAACCCCGCUCUCUCUCAACCCCGCUCUCUCUCACCCCGCUCUCUCUCACCCCUCUCUCUCUCACCCCUCUCUCCUCUCACCCCCUCCCUCUCUCUCUCACCCUCUCCUCUCUUCAGCCCACCCCUCUCUCUCUCACCCCGCUCUCUCUCACCCCUCUCUCUCUCACGCCCUCUCUCCUCUCUGCACCCCGCUCUCUCUUCUCUGCCCCCCGCUCUCUCACCCUCUCUCUCCUCACACCCUCCUCUCUCUCUCAACCCCUCUGCACCCCCUCUCUCUCCCCCGCUCUCUCACCCCUCUCUCUCACCCCGCUCUCCUCUCACCCCGCUCUCCUCCUCUCUCACACCCCGCUCCUCUCUCUCUACCCCGUCUUAUCACCCCGCUCUCUAUCACCCACGGCUUCUCUCACCCCGCGCUCUUCACCCGCUCUCUCACCCUCUCUCUCUCACCCUCUCUCUCUCACCCGCUCUCUCACCCUCUCUCUAUCACCCCUCUGCUCCUGAUCAUCCCCGCUCUCUCUCACCCCUCUCUCUCUCAACCCUCUAUAUCUCACCCCGCUCUCUAUAACCCCUAGCUUCUCUCACCCCGCUCUCUCACCCCGCUCUCUCUCACCCCGCUCUCUCUCACCCCUCUCUCUCACCCCGCUCUCUAUCACCCCGCCUCUCACCCCUCUCUCUCUCACCCGCUCUCUCUCACCCCCUCUCUCUCUCACCCGCUCUCUCUCACCCCGCUCCUCAAACCCUCUCUCCUCACCCCCGCUCUCUCUCACCCCUAUCUCUCUCACCAAGUCUCUACUCACCCCUCUCUCUCUUCACCCCGCUCUCUCUCACCCUUCUCUCAGGUGGAUGUGAGUGGGGCCUAUGACAGUCUACCCCACACUCAGCUCUUGGAGGUGAUUGGUCAGGUCCUGUCACAUGUCCAGGAAGAGCUCUUCUCAGUGCGCCGCUACGCCAAGGUGUGGGCCGACAACCACGAGGGCCUCAAGAAGACCUUUGUCAGACAGGUACAACACACACACACACACACACACACACACACACACACUAGCUAAAACUGAUGGAAGGACCUGGCUACGUCGUUGUUGUCAUAGACAGUGACAUAGAGUAUUUGACAGUCUGUUCACGUCAACACUGACACACACACACACACACACACACACACACUUACCUGUCCUUUGUCUCUCCAGACUUGCCCCCGCACAACUUUGUUUUGUUGUUUACAUUGGUGUCUGUGUUCUUGUGUCCAUAAUGUGUUGUGUGUGUGUGUGUGUGUAGGCAGACUUCAUGGAAGACACUCUGGCGUCCACCAACAUGAAAGGCUUUGUGAUGUCACUGCAGAGAGAGGGCAAAGUUCACGAUGCCAUACUGGUGGAGCAGGUGAGAGGAUUGACGGCAGCCGUUUUUGAAGAAUGGCUGCAGCGGUAUCCUACAUACCAAUAACUUUUCAUCCCUACCAGAAUUGCCCCAACAUGGCACCCAUGUUAAUAGUAAAUUUCAAACAGUAAAUCACGACUCUUCUAAUGCGAGUGUUUAUCUUCUGUCAGCAUUUCUCCACAGAUGUUCAUGGCAAAGUCGUCUUAGAGUUCUUCACCCAGAUGCUCUCCAGCAGUGUUGUCCAGUUUGGGAAGAAGUGAAUCAAUUUUUUAGAUUGACUAUUUUUUUCUACAUUACAUAAAACCAUUGACAUACUUUGUCAUUGUCUCAAAUGACCCCCUAUUCUUGAAUGACUUUAGUUUCUCUGUACGUACUUCAGUCUGUCUAUUGACCCCGUAUUCCCCCUUUGUACUGUGUUGUAGAACGUUCCGGCAGUGUCAGGGGAUCCCUCAGGGUUCUGUGGUGUCGUCUCUGUUGUGUUGCCUCUGUUACGGUCACAUGGAGAACCUGCUGUUCCCUAACGUCGCUCAGAGAGGAGGGUGAGGAGGGUGUUGGAAGUUCAACAGGGCUGUAUAGAUAACAUUUGACUGACUGACCGACUGGAGGAGUGGCUGUUCUCUUCUAUUAAGAUAUAUUAAAGAACUUCCGUAUUCGACUGCUGUGCAGAUGAUUCAUCCUAAACCUAACCCCUCAAACAUUGAUUCUCCUUGGAUCACAUGCCUCUUGUCUGUCAGUCAAACUUUUUUGCGUAACUCCUAACUCUCACCACCAGAGGGCACCCUUUGAUGUUGGGAGUUACACAGAAAGUAUCAGUGUGUAAACUGUAAUCUCUGCAUCUCUCUGUUAGGUGUCUGAUGAGACUGGUGGAUGAUUUCCUCCUCAUCACUCCUGACCUGAACCAGGCACAGAACUUCCUCAAGUAGGUCCCAUUUCUCUCCUAUGUAGCCUUCCUGACCUGUACUAACCAUUAUCAUACAGUGCUAUGAAAAAGUAUUUGCCCCCUUUCUAAUUUUCUCUACUUUUGCAUAUUUGUGAUACUGAAUGUUAUCAGAUCUUCAACCAAAACCUAAUAUUAGACAAAGGGAACAUAAGUGGACAUAUAACACAACAAUUACAUAUUUAUUUCAUUUAUUUCAUAAACAAAGUUAUGCAACACCCAAUUCCCCUGUGUGAAAAAGUAAUUGCUCCCUUACACUCAAUAACUGGUUGUGCCACCUUUAGCUGCAAUGACUCCAACCAAAUGCUUCCUGUAGUUGUUGAUCAGUCUCUCACGUCGCUGUGGAGGAAUUUUGGCCCACUCUUCCAUGCAGAACUGCUUUAACUCAGUGACGUGUGGGCUUUCAAGCAUGAACUGCUCGUUUCAAGUCCUGCCACAACAUCUCAACUGGGAUUAGGUCUGGACUUUGACUAGGCCAUUCCAAAACUUCUAAUUUGUUGCUUUUUAGCAAUUUUCAUGUAGACUUGAUUGUGUGUUUUGGAUCAUUGUCUUGCUGCAUGACCCAGCUGCGCUUCAGCUUCAGCUCACAGACGGAUGGUCUGACGUUCUCCUGUAGAAUUCUCUGAUACAGAGCAGAAUUCAUGGUUCCUUCUAUUAAGGCAAGUCGUCCAGGUCCUGAGGCAGCAAAGCAUCCCCAAUCUUCCUGACCAGUACUAACCAUUACCAUAUGUAAUCUUCCUGACCAGUACUAACCAUUACCAUAUGUGGAUGAGAAAUAGCUUAGUGUAUCAGUGGCUAGGGCCAACUAUACAAUAUGAAAGUAAAUCUGACAUUUGUUGAGGUCAUGUCAUUCUUGGAGGCAGAAAUCUUAACGUAAGUCUGUAAAAUCAACCGUUGGUUUCUAUAUUUUGGGUGUCUCCGGUGGGUCUUGCUAAAUGCUUUGCUAGUGAAUGACCAGUUGCUUGACCGUAGCAUAUUCCCAUCCCCCACAUGUUUGAUGCAUUUACCUAUUCCUGUUGAUGAUGUCAUUUCCUCUAAUUUUCUUAGGACCCUGAUGGCGGGGGUUCCCCAGUACGGGUGUGUGGUGAACCCCCAGAAGGUGGCUGUUAACUUCCCUGUGGGUGAGGGGGGGUCCUGCCCUGCUGGGGUACGCCUGCUGCCCUUUCACUGCCUGUUCCCCUGGUGUGGUUUACUGUUGGACACACACACUCUGGACGUCUACAAUGACUACACCAGGUAACACUCUGGACCUCUACAAUGACUAGACCAGGUAACACUCUGGACGUCUACAAUGACUACACCAGGUAACACUCUGGACGUCUACAAUGACUACACCAGGUAACACUCUGGGCCUCUACAAUGACUACACCAGGUAACACUCUGGGCCUCUACAAUGACUAGACCAGGUAACACUCUGGGCCUCUACAAUGACUACACCAGGUAACACUCUGGACGUCUACAAUGACUACACCAGGUAACACUCUGGACCUCUACAAUGACUACACCAGGUAACACUCUGGACCUCUACAAUGACUACACCAGGUAACACUCUGGACCUCUACAAUGACUACACCAGGUAACACUCUGGACAUCUACAAUGACUACACCAGGUAACACUCUGGGCCUCUACAAUGACUACACCAGGUAACACUCUGGGCCUCUACAAUGACUACACCAGGUAACACUAUGGACAUCUACAAUGACUACACCAGGUAACACUCUGGGCCUCCUACAAUGACUACACCAGGUAACACUCUGGACCUCCUACAAUGACUACACCAGGUAACACUCUGGGCCUCUACAAUGACUAGACCAGGUAACACUCUGGGCCUCUACAAUGACUACACCAGGUAACACUCUGGACGUCUACAAUGACUACACCAGGUAACACUCUGGACCUCUACAAUGACUACACCAGGUAACACUCUGGGCCUCUACAAUGACUACACCAGGUAACACUCUGGGCCUCUACAAUGACUACACCAGGUAACACUCUGGGCCUCUACAAUGACUACACCAGGUAACACUCUGGACCUCCUACAAUGACUAGACCAGGUAACACUCUGGGCCUCUACAAUGACUAGACCAGGUAACACUCUGGGCCUCUACAAUGACUACACCAGGUAACACUCUGGACCUCUACAAUGACUACACCAGGUAACACUCUGGGCCUCUACAAUGACUACACCAGGUAACACUAUGGACAUCUACAAUGACUACACCAGGUAACACUCUGGGCCUCUACAAUGACUACACCAGGUAACACUCUGGACCUCCUACAAUGACUACACCAGGUAACAGGCACAAGGAUGGAAGCAUGCACGCACAGACAUGCAGACACAGGCAUAGGUACACACACACACACACACACACACUGGGGUAUUGCUUUGGUGUUGUGAACAUUCAGAUCCACUGAUUUUGUUUCUAUUACCCAUGUUCUUUGUGUGUGAUAGGAUAUAGGAUUUAUUUAUGUUUAUAUGUAUACAUACACUACAUGACCAAAAGUAUGUGGACACCUGCUUGUCGAACAUCUCAUUCCAAAAUCCUGGGCAUUAAUAUGGAGUUGGUCCCCCCUUUGCUGCUAUAACAGCCUUCAGUCUUCUGGAAAGGCUUUCCACUAGAUGUUGGAACAUUGCUGCGGGGACUUGCUUCCAUUCGGCCACAAGAGCAUUAUAAUAAUAAAUAGUGAGGUCGGGCACUGAUGUUGGGCGAUAAGGCCUGGCUCGCAGUCGGCGUUUCAAUUCAUCCCAAAGGUGUUCGAUAAGGUUGAGGUCAGGGCUCUGUGCAGGCCAGUCAUGUUCUUCCACACCGAUCUUGACAAACCAUUUCUCUAUGGACCUCGUGUCGUGCACAGGGGCAUUGUCUUGCUGAAACAGGAAAUGGCCUUCCCCAAACUGUUGCCACAAAGUUGGAAGCACAGAAUCGUCUAGAAUGUCAUUGUAUGCUGUAGCGUUAAGAUUGACCUUCACUGGAACUAAGGGGCCUAGUUCGAACCAUGAAAAACAGCCCCAGACCAUUAUUCCUCCUCCACCAAACUUUACAGUUGGCACUAUGCGUCCGGUAGGCAGCGUUCUCCUGGCAUCCACCAAACCCAUAUUAGUCAGUCGGACCGCCAGAUGGUGAAGUGUGAUUCAUCACUCCAGAGAACGUGUUUUCACUACUCCAGAGUCCAAUGGCGGCGAGCUUUACACCACUCCAGCCGACGCUUGGCAUUGCCAUGGUGAUCUUAGGCUUGUGUGCGGCUGCACUUACACUUAGCACUUCCAGUUGACCGGGGCAGCUCUAGCAGAGCAGAAAUUUGACGAACUGACUUGUUGGGGAAAGGUGGCAUCAUAUGACUGUGCCACGUUGAAAGUCACUGCGCUCUUCAGUUAGGCCAUUCUACUGCCAAUGUUUGUUUAUGGAUAUUGCAUGGCGGUGUGCUCGAUUUUAUACACCUGUCAGCAACAGGUGUGGCUGAAGUAGCCCAAUCCACUAAUUCAAAAGUACCAGUCAAAGGUUUGGACACCUACUCAUUCAGAGUUUUUAUUUUUACUAUUUUAAAACAUUGUAGAAUAAUAGCGAAGACAUCAAAACUAUGAAAUAACACAUAUGGCUGCUUCAUUAAAUAGUACCCACAAAACACCAGUCUCAACGUCAACAGUGAAGAGGCGACUCUGUGAUGCUGACCUUCUAGGCAGAGUUGCAAAGAAAAAGUCCAGUGUCUGUGUUCUUUUGCCCAUCUUAAUCUUUUAUUUUUAUUGGCCAGUCUGAGAUAUGGCUUUUUCUUUGCAACUCUGAAGGUCAGCAUCCCGGAGUCGCCUCUUCACUGUUGACUUUGAGACUGGUGUUUUGCAGGUCAUAUUUAAAGAAGCUGCCAGUUGAGGACCUGUGAGGCAUCUGUUUCUCAAACUAGACACUCAAAUGUAUUUCUCCUCUUGCUCAGUUUGUGCACCGGGGCCUCCCACUCCUCUUUCUAUUCUGGUUAGAGCCAGUUUGCGCUGUUCUGUGAAGGGAGUAGUACACAGCAUUGUACGAGAUCUUCUGCUUUUCUUUCGAAAACAAGGACAUUUCUAAGUGACCCCAAACUUUUGAACGGGUAGUGUAUAUAUAUUCUGUUUUUUUAUUUAUUUUUUACUUUUCAUAUAGGUUUGAUUUCAAUCAAUUGCUAUGCAGGCGAUGUUUUUUUUGGGGGGUGACACACUGAGCAACCCAGAUGCAACAUAAAUUGGGGUCCAGAUUUUAGAUGGCUCAUUGACCUUUGUACUAGAGUGACUAGGAGGAUUACCGAAGUCUUACUAUCUCGGUCUGUCAAUGUACUGUUUAUAUGGUUCCUGUCUCUCUCUCUCUCUCUGUUACCGCCUGCAUGGUUUCUGGUAAAUGGUUCUUAACUACCUUGAACCCUGGCCGUACUUACUGGUAUAGAGUUCUAUUGAGCAACAGUAAAUCCUAGUGGGACUCGGAGUCAGAUUGCUGAUGGGUCAAUAUGAAUGAUGAUGAAUUGGUAAGAAACAUAGGAUAAGAUGUAUCUAACUGGAUGUAUUCAUUAUGAUAAAAAGCACAACUGAACUUGAUGUCUAUUCCUGUCUUCUCAGCUACGCUGGCCUAUCCCUGCGCUACAGCCUGACGCUAGGCUCCGCCCACUGUGCAGGGCAGCAAAUGAAGAGGAAGCUCAUGUCUAUCCUUAGACUCAAGUGCCAUGCCCUCUUCCUGGACCUGAAAGUGAGUCGGGCUCUGCUAUAGGCUAAGACCACCUGUCAAUCAACUGCUUUGUCCACUCUCUCCCACCCGAAGUGUGACUGUUAUCCAAUCCCUUCUGUUGUGUGUUUUUCAGACCAACUCCCUGAAGGCUGUCUAUAAAAACAUCUAUAAGCUAGUGUUGCUGCAACGCAUUCAGGUAAGGUAGCCUAUGGUCUGACCUGAAAAUGACCUUUCAGUGGCUUGACCUCUCACCUCACCCUUACCACACACCUCCUCCAGCCACUGCCUGUCCCAAACACAGGAGAGGGACUUCAGCCUCUGUCUGGAAGAAAACCCAGAUAGAAACACCCCAUCUUCUUUUAUAAAGAGGAAUGUCUCUGGAUGGAGCAGAUUGAUGGUUAACUAGCUAACCACUGACAUAAUUUAUAGCUGCAGUAAUACGCAGUAGCAGAAAGUGUUUAUUUUGUAUAAGUGAUCACUCUCUAUGGUUAAUGUUUCCGUAAUGGGGGUCAAUCAUUUAUUUUUGGGCACCUUAUAUUCCAAGAGUGGACACAUUCCAUUUUUCUUUCAUUAACAUUGGCCAUUUUUUUACUUCUAAGCUCCCACACAACACACAGCAGAUGAAUAUACACGGUACUUUCUGUGGUUGUGGGCGUUAGGUUCCAUUCCUGUGCCCAGAGUUUGCCCUUUGGUCAGAAGGUGGGCAGAAACCCCAGCUUACUUCUCCUCAUCUGAUCUGGGGACAUGGCAGAUAACCAACCAGCUGGUCAGACUCUGCAACAAGGGCAAGCCUUGGAGUAUUUUUAAACUAUUUUAAUAUAGGACUCUCCAUACUUCUGUCAUUCUAGCUUUCAUCUCGCUCUCACACCCCCCAUCCCACGCCAUCUCUGUCCCCCCUCAUCGUCACUGUAGCCUUCAUUAGCAUGCUGAUAUUUAGUCUCUUUCUCUCUGGUGUCUCUCUCUCCCCCCCAGGUCUGUCUCUAGGUUGUACGGCUCUGACAGGAUCCUACAGUAGAAGCAGUAGAACUGAUCUACUCUCGACUUCGUGUUCUGUCCCGUCAUCGUCCCGUACAAAACCCCCCAAAAAAAAAAAAAUUUCUCAGGCUUAAGAAAGUCUGUCAGUACCUAACUAAGUGCCUAUAGGGGGAGAAAUCCGUUUUAAAAUUUCGUUUGGGUCGAAAAAACAGAUACUUUGGGUCGCCCAAAGAUGUAUUUUAGUCGGGACCCCUAAGUACUAAACCAUGACUACCUAGUUCUAAAAGGGUUGAUCUUUUUUUAUACAUCCUUUUUUUGGUUUUUGCAGCAGCGCUGACUAAGCUGUGUUGACAUGACAACUAGGUUGGAGUUCCGAACGGAACGAUAUGACGAGUCAUGUAAACAAUUUUUUUCUGCUCACUAUUUGGACAUUGCAGUCAGUUGGUGAAACAGGAUUUUUUAUACUAUAUAUAAUAUAUAUAUAUAUAUAUAUCUAUUAUGUAUAUGUAUAUGUAGAAUACACUACAUGGCCAAAGUAUGUGGACACCUGCUCGUCGAACAUCUCAUUCCAAAAUCAUGGGCAUCAAUAUGGAGUUGGUCCCCCCUUUGCUGCUAUAACAGCCUUCAGUCUUCUGGGAAAGGCUUUCCACUAGAUGUUGGAACAUUGCUGCGGGGACUUGCUUCCAUUCGGCCACAAGAGCAUUAUAAUAAUAAUAGGGUCGGGCACUGAUGUUGGGCGAUAAGGCCUGGCUCGCAGUCAGCGUUUCAAUUCAUCCCAAAGGUGUUCGAUAAGGUUGAGGUCAGGGCUCUGUGCAGGCCAGUCAUGUUCUUCCACACCGAUCUUGACAAACCAUUUCUCUAUGGACCUCGUGUCGUGCACAGGGGCAUUGUCUUGCUGAAACAGGAAAUGGCCUUCCCCAAACUGUUGCCACAAAGUUGGAAGCACAGAAUCGUCUAGAAUGUCAUUGUAUGCUGUAGCGUUAAGAUUGACCUUCACUGGAAACUAAGGGGCCUAGUUCCGAACCAUGAAAAACAGCCCCAGACCAUUAUUCCUCCUCCACCAAACUUUACAGUUGGCACUAUGCGUCCGGUAGGCAGCGUUCUCCUGGCAUCCACCAAACCCAUAUAGUCAGUCGGACCGCCAGAUGGUGAAGUGUGAUUCAUCACUCCAGAGAACGUGUUUUCACUACUCCAGAGUCCAAUGGCGGCGAGCUUUACACCACUCCAGCCGACGCUUGGCAUUGCCAUGGUGAUCUUAGGCUUGUGUGCGGCUGCACUUACACUUAGCACUUCCAGUUGACCGGGGCAGCUCUAGCAGAGCAGAAAUUUGACGAACUGACUUGUUGGGGAAAGGUGGCAUCAUAUGACUGUGCCACGUUGAAAGUCACUGCGCUCUUCAGUUAGGCCAUUCUACUGCCAAUGUUUGUUUAUGGAUAUUGCAUGGCGGUGUGCUCGAUUUUAUACACCUGUCAGCAACAGGUGUGGCUGAAGUAGCCCAAUCCACUAAUUCAAAAGUACCAGUCAAAGGUUUGGACACCUACUCAUUCAAGAGUUUUUAUUUUUACUAUUUUAAAACAUUGUAGAAUAAUAGCGAAGACAUCAAAACUAUGAAAUAACACAUAUGGCUGCUUCAUUAAAUAGUACCCACAAAACACCAGUCUCAACGUCAACAGUGAAGAGGCGACUCUGUGAUGCUGACCUUCUAGGCAGAGUUGCAAAGAAAAAGUCCAGUGUCUGUGUUCUUUUGCCCAUCUUAAUCUUUUAUUUUUAUUGGCCAGUCUGAGAUAUGGCUUUUUCUUUGCAACUCUGAAGGUCAGCAUCCCGGAGUCGCCUCUUCACUGUUGACUUUGAGACUGGUGUUUUGCAGGUCAUAUUUAAAGAAGCUGCCAGUUGAGGACCUGUGAGGCAUCUGUUUCUCAAACUAGACACUCAAAUGUAUUUCUCCUCUUGCUCAGUUGUGCACCGGGGCCUCCCACUCCUCUUUCUAUUCUGGUUAGAGCCAGUUUGCGCUGUUCUGUGAAGGGAGUAGUACACAGCAUUGUACGAGAUCUUCUGCUUUUCUUUCGAAAACAAGGACAUUUCUAAGUGACCCCAAACUUUUGAACGGGUAGUGUAUAUAUAUUCUGUUUUUUUAUUUAUUUUUUACUUUUCAUAUAGGUUUGAUUUCAAUCAAUUGCUAUGCAGGCGAUGUUUUUUUGGGGGGUGACACACUGAGCAACCCAGAUGCAACAUAAAUUGGGUCCAGAUUUUAGAUGGCUCAUUGACCUUUGUACUAGAGUGACUAGGAGGAUUACCGAAGUCUUACUAUCUCUGUCUGUCAAUGUACUGUUUAUAUGGUUCCUGUCUCUCUCUCUCUCUCUGUUACCGCCUGCAUGGUUUCUGGUAAAUGGUUCUUAACUACCUUGAACCCUGGCUGUACUUACUGGUAUAGAGUUCUAUUGAGCAACAGUAAAUCCUAGUGGGACUGGGGAGUCAGAUUGCUGAUAGGUCAAUAUGAAUGAUGAUGAAUUGGUAAGAACAAUAGGAUAAGAUGUAUCUAACUGGAUGUAUUCAUUAUGAUAAAAGCACAACUGAACUUGAUGUCUUAUUCCUGUCUUCUCAGCUACGCUGGCCUAUCCCUGCGCUACAGCCUGACGCUAGGCUCCGCCCACUGUGCAGGGCAGCAAAUGAAGAGGAAGCUCAUGUCUAUCCUUAGACUCAAGUGCCAUGCCCUCUUCCUGGACCUGAAAGUGAGUCGGGCUCUGCUAUAGGCUAAGACCACCUGUCAAUCAACUGCUUUGUCCACUCUCUCCCACCCGAAGUGUGACUGUUAUCCAAUCCCUUCUGUUGUGUGUUUUCAGACCAACUCCCUGAAGGCUGUCUAUAAAAACAUCUAUAAGCUAGUGUUGCUGCACGCAUUCAGGUAAGGUAGCCUAUGGUCUGACCUGAAAAUGACCUUUCAGUGGCUUGACCUCUCACCUCACCCUUACCACACACCUCCUCCAGCCACUGCCUGUCCCAAACACAGGAGAGGGACUUCAGCCUCUGUCUGGAAGAAACCCAGAUAGAAACACCCCAUCUUCUUUUAUAAAGAGGAAUGUCUCUGGAUGGAGCAGAUUGAUGGUUAACUAGCUAAUAGCUGCAGUAAUACGCAGUAGCAGAAAGUGUUUAUUUUGUAUAAGUGAUCAUCUCUCUAUGGUUAAUGUUUCCGUAAUGGGGGUCAAUCAUUUAUUUUUGGUCACCUUUAUUCCAAGAGUGGACACAUUCCAUUUUUCUUUCAUUAACCAUUGGCCAUUUUUUUUACUUCUAAGCUCCCACACACACACAGCAGAUGAAUAUACACGGUACUUUCUGUGGUUGUGGCGUUAGGUUCCAUGCCUGUGCCCAGAGUUUGCCCUUUGGUCAGAAGGUGGGCAGAAACCCAGCUUACUUCCUCAAUCUGAUCUGGGACAUGGCAGAGUACACCAACCAGCUGGUCAGACUCUGCAACAAAGGCAAGCCUGGAGAUUUUUACUACUUUUUAAUAUAGGACUCUCCAUACUUCUGUCAUUCUAGCUUUCAUCUCGCUCUCACACCCCCCACUCCAUCUCUGUCCCCCCUCAUCGUCACUGUAGCCUUCAUUAGCAUGCUGAUAUUUAGUCUCUUUCUCUCUGGUGUCUCUCUCUCCCCCCCAGGUCUGUCUCUAGGUUGUACGGCUCUGACAGGAAUCCUACAGUAUGAAGCAGUAGAACUGAUCUACUCUCUGACCUUCCUGUUGGUUCUGUCCCGUCAUCGUCCCGUCUACAAGGACCUCCUCCCUCCACUACACACACGUACGUUACACCUCCUCCGCGUUGACGUUACACCUCCUCCGCGUUGACGUUACACCUCCUCCGCGUUGACGUUACACCUCCUCCGCGUUGACGUUACACCUACUCCCGCGUUGACGUUACACCUACUCCGCGUUGACGUUACACCUUUUCUCCGCGUUGACGUUACACCUCCUCCGCGUUGACGUACACCUCCUCCGCGUUGACGUUACAACUACUCCGCGUUGACGUUACACCUCCUCCGCGUUGACGUUACACCUACUCCGCGUUGACGUUACACCCCUCCGCGUUGACGUUAACACCUACUCCGCGUUGACGUUACACCUACUCCGCGUUGACGUUACACCACACUCCGCGUUGACGUUACACCUACUCCGCGUUGACGUUACACCUACUCCGCGUUGACGUUACACCUCCUCCGCGUUGACGUUACACCCACUCCGCGUUGACGUUACACCCACUCCGCGUUGACGUUACACCUCCUCCGCGUUGACGUUACACCUCCUCCGCGUUGACGUUACACCUCCUCCGCGUUGACGUUACACCUCCUCCGCGUUGACGUUACACCCACUCCGCGUUGACGUUACACCUACUCCGCGUUGACGUUACACCUACUCCGCGUUGACGUUCACCCCCUCCGCGUUGACGUUACACCCCCUCCGCGUUGACGUUACACCUACUCCGCGUUGACGUUACACCCACUCCGCGUUGACGUUACACCUACUCCGCGUUGACGUUACACCUACUCCGCGUUGACGUUACACCUACUCCGCGUUGACGUUACACCUACUCCGCGUUGACGUUACACCCACUCCGCGUUGACGUUACACCUCCUCCGCGUUGACGUUACACCUACUCCGCAUUGACGUUACACCUACUCCGCGUUGACGUUACACCCACUCCGCGUUGACGUUACACCUACUCCGCGUUGACGUUACACCCACUCCGCGUUGACGUUACACCUACUCCGCGUUGACGUUACACCCACUCCGCGUUGACGUUACACCUCCUCCGCGUUGGUUUGUUUUUUUAGACCACCCUCUUUCCGUUCACCAAUAUAUUCCGUGAUCAUACUAGAAUACCGUAAUGGCGUCAGACCUGCAAAGAUAACUGCAACACUGUGUGGGUCUAUCAUGGUGCCUACGGGCAUUGAAGACAGUCGAUGAGACGAUCAGGUUUACUGAUCCAGUAGUGAUAUGACCGGUGAUACGACGGGGGGUGGGAAACAGGCAGUGCAGGCUUUUAUUCCACCCCAGCUGUAACUCCAGAGGUGCCUACCCUUAUAGUAAAGGGUAUGUAAGUGUGGAGGUUAUGUCAUUGAGUUCAUUUAUUGUAUUUUGUAUUUUAUAUUUGUAUGUCUUUUGUAUGUUUAGUGGAGGGGGGGGAGGGGAGAGUUGAAAGGUAGGAGAUAUUGAAAGGGCAGUGGGCCAGUGAAAGGUAGGAGAUAUUGAAAGGGCAGUGGGCCAGUGAAAGGUAGGAGAUAUUGAAAGGGCAGUGGGCCAGAUUCGAAACCAUCCCGGCAGCGGUACGUCUGCUCCAGAAGCAUCGGCUUAGAUCGGUAGACCACCCCAGGCCACGUUGAGUUCAUUUCUAAAGAUAGUAGACCACGCCAGGCCACGUUGAGUUCAUUUCUAAAGAUAGUAGACCAUGCCAGGCCACGUUGAGUUCAUUUCUAAAGAUAGUAGACCACGCCAGGCCACGUUGAGUUAAUUUCUAAAGAUAGUAGACCAUGCCAGGCCACGUUGAGUUCAUUUCUAAAGAUAGUAGACCACGCCAGGCCACGUUGAGUUAAUUUCUAAAGAUAGUAGACCACCCCAGGCCACGUUGAGUUCAUUUUCUAAUGAUAGAAACAUCCCACUGGAUUGGACAUAUUUUCUCUCAACCACUUUAUGGACCCGUAACUGUUUAUUUGCUUGCUGUAGUCAGUGGCUGUGUAUGGGUCGGCUUCAACUGUGUCCCUCUCUGGCUCUACAGGUAAGAGGAAGCUGGAGAGGAAGCUGGGGGGUUUGAGACUGGCACGAAUCAGACAAGCUGCCACACCCAAAAUACCUGAGGACUUCAAGGCCAUCUGGGCCUAG
Messenger RNA from Coregonus sp. 'balchen', 21895 nucleotides. Lineage: Eukaryota; Metazoa; Chordata; Actinopteri; Salmoniformes; Salmonidae. The record is from the annotation of a GenBank genome assembly.